This is a messenger RNA of Schistosoma intercalatum, 763 nucleotides long. Lineage: Eukaryota; Metazoa; Platyhelminthes; Trematoda; Strigeidida; Schistosomatidae. The record is from the annotation of a GenBank genome assembly.
GGUUUAAACUUGAAACUUUCAUUAUCCCUCCUGAUAAAAUCAUCAGAAAAUUCAAAUAGAAUCUGUUUCCUUCACUGCUGCUGAACAUACUACUAUGUAUAACCUACAUUAUUCGGUGAAGCCUUGUCAAAAUAAACCCCUUCAAUAUAAAUUUGACAAAAGAUACCAGGAUGCCCAUUUAAAGGCGUUAGCUAAAAUGAAAUCGACAGUGGAUACAACUGCACCAAAAACAUUUCAGAUUAUUCAUUUAAAUUCUAAAAAAGACAGAAUUGAAAAAGAAAAUUUCAAAAGAAUAACAGAAGAAAAUAACCGACUUUUGAAGAGGAUGCAUGAAAUUCAGAAACAUGGUAUUAUGUGCAAUGAAAAUGAUCAGUAUAUAGAAAAAAGCUUAAAUGAAGAACAAAGACUGAAAGAAGUCAAGCGAGUAACUCAAGAAAAUAAAGAAAUUCUUAAAAGGCUGAAGAAUUCAAAAAACUUAUAUAAUCGAGAGAAUUGGGAACAUGAUUGGGCGAAUACUCUUAAAUACAUGACUAACAUAUCAAAAUUUACUAUGUAUCAUCGAAAAUCAGUUUCAAAAAAGAAGGGUCAACUAACUGAAGAUGGAAAAUUGCGGGAAAAAAAUAAUGAAUAAUCAGUCAAUUAACAGUUGGUUGUAUUGCCUUAUUUUAACUGUUAAAAUUACAUGAAAAUUUAUUAGAAAACUUCACUUAUUAUAAGAGUAUUAUCAAUCCUGUUUCGCAAUGACUUUUAACUAGAUAGCAAC